This is a messenger RNA of Rhinichthys klamathensis goyatoka, 808 nucleotides long. It is a transcript of the gene tmed5, whose product is annotated as transmembrane p24 trafficking protein 5. The transcript is spliced from 4 exons. Bases 119 to 796 code for a protein of 225 amino acids. Gene Ontology annotation, biological process: intracellular protein transport; endoplasmic reticulum to Golgi vesicle-mediated transport; Golgi organization. Lineage: Eukaryota; Metazoa; Chordata; Actinopteri; Cypriniformes; Leuciscidae. Gene Ontology annotation, cellular component: endoplasmic reticulum-Golgi intermediate compartment; COPII-coated ER to Golgi transport vesicle; endoplasmic reticulum. The record is from RefSeq and is a predicted model, not a curated record.
CUCAAGUUACAGAAUUCCCAACUCGUUUGGUGAGCUGUCCCAACUCUCGAGCAGCUGCUGAAGUUUAUAUAAGAACAACUUUCAUCGGUUGUUGUUAAACUAUUAUAAGUGUAGGAAGAUGCGGUGGAGUAUAGAGUUGUUGAGAGUGUGUGUGGCGUGUUUAUCGUUGUGUGUUUCUGUGAUAAGCGCUUUCUCUCAGUCUCUGGACAGUGAUUUUACCUUUACUCUACCCGCCGGACGCAAAGAGUGCUUCUUCCAGGGUAUGAAGAAAGACGCUUCGCUGGAGAUCGAGUACCAGGUUCUGGAUGGAGCCAGUCUAGAUGUGGACUUCCACUUGCACUCGCCCAGCGGUCACGUCAUAGCCUCCGACUACAGAAAAUCUGAUGGGGUUCAUACAGUGGAAACAGAAGAGGGAGACUACAUGUUCUGCUUCGAUAACACAUUCAGUGCUGUUUCUGAGAAAGUCAUCUUCUUUGAGUUGAUUUUGGACAAUAUGGGUGACGGCGAGGAAUCAGAGGACUGGAAAGCAUACGUUCAGGGAGCAGAUCUUCUGGACAUGAAGUUCGAGGAUAUCAUGGACACCAUCAACAGCGUGAGAUCUCGACUGGGAAAGAGUCUUCAGAUCCAGACAUUGCUGAGAGCAUUUGAAGCCCGUGACCGAAACCUUCAAGAGAGCAACUACGAUCGAGUCAACAUGUGGUCGUGCACCAGCCUUUUCCUCAUGGUGAUUGUAUCUGGCAUACAGGUCUACUUGCUGCGCAGCCUCUUCAAUGACAAGAGGAAAAUAAACACAUAGCCUCCUCUGCUG